GGGCGCGGGAAGGGGAGCUUGGAGAAGGAGCCGCAGGGCGCAGAGAGGUGGAGAGAGCGAAGGCGCGGGCCAGGGAGGAGCCCCCCCGGGCGGCGGGGCCCGGAGCUCCGCUGGGGGUCGCGGCGAUGAAGAAGCGGCCGCCGGCGAGGAGACAAGGCACUGCUCGCGGAAGAGGACCCGCGAGGGCGAGGCCGAGGUCCGCACCUGCGUGCCCCGAAGCGGAACUUCUGAACAUGUGCCCUUCUCGAUGAACCCACAGUGAUCUGUUUGUUUUGCCUUCUUACCAGCUCAUGCAUUCUUCGAGUCUUGGUAACCGGAAUGUUUUGUCUGUUCAGGCUCAAAACGUUUCAGUGGGACAGGAACCAAAGUUAAGUACCUCAUCAUGGGUCCUGACGAACCUGGGAAAACUGUGAGCUGUUGACUGCACUGCCUCUCUGAAUCAGCUGGUUCUUCUUUUUGUCUUUGGUUUUCAAAGCUCCCCAAAGGCAACCUGAAAUCCAGAAUCUUCUCAGAAUAGGAUGGGGGAAAAUUCUGAAGUUCUCAUUAAACCCAGUUAUCUCUCAAGCUUUGGAAGGAGCCAAAAUGCCAAAGGCAAGAAUUCCAGAGCUUUGCCGACACUGUUGUGAUUUCCUGAUAAAUGUCUAACAAAUCCAGCAUGUGUCCACUAGGCCUGGCCAGCUGCUGGGCAAAGUUCCAGAACAGUGAGACAUCUUGGGAUUCAUCUGGUUUAGGAAAGACCUUUAACUCCCAGGUGGUAGUCACCUCAACGUUCUUUAAAUAGUCAAGUGUUGAUGUCUUUUCACUGUGGUCUGUUCUGAUGGCUGACCCCUACCAGCGUGAAACAGAAGGAUGACCUUUUUCUGUGAACAGGACAACUGUGAAGGAGGGAGCUGUGUGUGUGAAAGUCUGUGGGAAGAGAGAGCCACCUAGAAUGUCCCCACCAAACCAGUCAGUGGAAGACCUUCUGCAGGGGACUUCCAACAGAUCCCUGAAUGCCACAGAAACUCCAAAAGCUUGGGAUCCAGGGACCCUCCAAGUCCUCAAAAUUUCUCUCGCUGUGGUCCUCUCCAUCAUCACACUGGCCACUGUCCUUUCCAAUGCCUUUGUACUCACUACCAUCUUCCUGACCAGGAAGCUCCACACUCCAGCCAACUAUCUCAUUGGCUCCCUGGCCAUGACAGACCUCUUAGUUUCCAUCUUGGUCAUGCCCAUCAGCAUCCCAUAUACCAUCACCCAAACCUGGAGCUUUGGCCAACUCCUGUGUGACAUCUGGCUGUCUUCUGACAUCACAUGCUGCACGGCCUCCAUCCUGCAUCUCUGUGUCAUUGCUCUGGACAGGUACUGGGCCAUCACGGAUGCCCUGGAGUAUAGUAAACGCCGGACAGCGGGCCACGCGGCUGCCAUGAUUGCCAUUGUCUGGGCCAUCUCCAUCUGCAUCUCCAUCCCACCACUCUUUUGGCGGCAGGCCAGGGCUCAUGAAGAGAUAUCAGACUGCCUGGUGAACACUUCUCAGAUCUCCUACACCAUCUACUCCACCUGUGGGGCCUUCUACAUCCCAUCUCUGUUGCUCAUCAUCCUCUAUGGCCGGAUCUACAGGGCCGCCCGGAACCGCAUCUUGAAUCCACCGUCACUCUACGGGAAGCGCUUCACCACAGCCCAUCUCAUCACAGGCUCUGCAGGCUCCUCGCUGUGCUCGCUCAACCCCAGCCUUCAUGAGGAGCACGCUCAUUCAGCCGGUUCCCCUCUCUUUUUCAACCACGUGAAAAUCAAGCUUGCCGAUAGUGUCCUAGAGCGCAAGAGGAUUUCCGCUGCCCGAGAGAGGAAAGCCACUAAAACCCUGGGGAUCAUUCUGGGGGCUUUUAUCAUCUGCUGGUUGCCCUUCUUUGUUGCAUCUCUGGUCCUCCCCAUCUGCCGGGACUCCUGCUGGAUCCACCCAGCCCUUUUUGACUUUUUCACUUGGCUAGGCUACUUAAACUCCCUCAUCAAUCCAAUAAUCUAUACUGUGUUUAACGAAGAGUUUCGGCAAGCGUUUCAGAAAGUUGUCCAUUUCCGAAAAGCCUUGUAGUCUUACUUGGUGGUGACUCUUGUUAUCUUUUAUGUCCUGUAUCCCGAUUGGAAGUGUAUUUUUUAUUUUUCCUGAGAAUUGGGUUAAUCCUGAUUCCUCAGGUUUGGGUUCAAUGAGUAGAAUUGUUCAGCAUUCUUUUUCCUGUUGUCUUCCUGGCCUCUAGUCACCAAAAGCUGGGCAGCUGUGUGAAAGGGGACAAGACUUCACUUGGUGUAAGAUUUUCAUGGUUCACGCAUGUUGGAAAGAAUGUGACUCACAGGAUUCCCCAUCGAUGCAAUGCCGGCAGAAAGCUGCCUGACUCUCUAGAAAGACCCCAGGCUGAAAGGGGAGGGCUUUCUGGUCUACCUAAGUUUUCUAUGGCGCUCAAAAGAGGGUAGAUGAGAUUAAUGACCCGAGUUGAAAGAGAAUUUGGAGUCAGAGAGAGGACUUUCCAUUCCAUGUGGCAUCUUGAUUGGAAAACAAGACCCAGGUAUUUCUUUCACCAAGUCCUUCUUAGAUGGACUCUCACUCAGUUCUUCAUGGGGAGAGGUUCAGCAUUUGAGGCUCCAGUGAUUUAGAGUAACAUAUUGAGAAGCCAGGGGUAGGAGCAUGUGGGAUGGUUGGAAUCAGAUCAGCUACCCUGUGCCCAUCGUCCUUCCCCCACCCUCUGCAUCAUGCUAUUCUGCAUCCUCCUUUCUGCAUCAUCUUAAUGUUCUGAAGUUAAUACCCACAGUUACCCCCCAUUGAAGCAGAUUGACAGGGUGGUCAAGUUUUAAAUGGAACACCAUUCUGAAUUUUUUUCCUGAAUUAUUUUUUUAUAUCCCAUUCUCACUAGAGAUCUUAAAGUGUUGAGUCUUGCCAAAUAAAAAGCAUGAGACAUCAUGAUC
This is a messenger RNA of Sus scrofa (pig), 2931 nucleotides long. RefSeq names its product 5-hydroxytryptamine receptor 1D (gene HTR1D). NCBI's taxonomy places the organism in Eukaryota, Metazoa, Chordata, Mammalia, Artiodactyla, Suidae. Gene Ontology annotation, cellular component: plasma membrane. The record is from RefSeq and is a predicted model, not a curated record. Gene Ontology annotation, molecular function: G protein-coupled serotonin receptor activity. Gene Ontology annotation, biological process: positive regulation of MAPK cascade; chemical synaptic transmission; regulation of locomotion.